Messenger RNA from Seminavis robusta, 702 nucleotides. NCBI's taxonomy places the organism in Eukaryota, Bacillariophyta, Bacillariophyceae, Naviculales, Naviculaceae. The record is from the annotation of a GenBank genome assembly.
AUGCAGACCGCAUCCAGCACCGCAUCUACUAUCCAUCGGGAACUCAUGAAGAGGCAGACCAGUGUGAACCAUUUUUUCUUUGGCAAGAAGGUCCUUGGCGUCUCGUUUGAAAAGCCCACCGAAGACGAUGAGGAUGUCGCGCAGCAGCCUGAGUGGAAGAUGAGUGGAGGGUUGGGUUUUGGGAAAGCCGAUGACAUGCCCUCGCUGAGCGACUCUUCCACGGCAUCGUCGACCAGCAACCGUCGAAGCUCUGCCGUGAGGACCAGCGCACUGCGCCGAAGCAGCUGCACCCGAUCCGUCACCAGCCACAGCCAGGCGUUGGACAUGGUCGAUGCGGAUAUCUGUUCGGACCAUGUCUUGGUGAAUGCGGAACGCGAGCGACUAAGCGCUUGCUUGCGACCCUUGAAACGAAGCGAGGACUUGGAUGAAUUGGCAAGGGAACAUGCCGAAGCCAUGGCCAAGGAACUCGAAACCUUUCACAGCGAAGCUUCCGAUACAGUCUCCAAGCUCAAAGAGACGUCCUUCGAAGUCCUGGGUGAGAACGUUGCCAGGGGUGACUCCAUUGAGUACAUUCAUAUGAAGAUGGCAAACCGUAAGCCCGAUUUUGCCAACAUGAUGAAUUUUAGAUUCACAGAGAUGGGAAUGGGCACCGCCUGUGGGUCGGAUGGAAAGAUUUACCUCUGCCAAUUGUACCGAGGAUAA